GAAACUCAUUUUACAUUCACAAUCACAGACACUUUGUUACAAUUUAGAAAGAAACGAAAAAUGGCAAAAGCGAAAGAUGUAUCAACAAUGAUGGUUCUGCUAAUAACGAUAAUGCCACUGGCUGCUCAUGGAUCGAGACUGUAUAGUUGGGCUAAUCGGCUUGAGGAAACAAGUAAGGAGAAGGUAACAAACCUUCAGUUCUACUUCCAUGACACCUUGAGCGGCAAGAAUCCGACUGCCGUUAAAGUGGCUCAGGGCACAGACACCGACAAAUCCCCAACGCUGUUUGGCGCUGUGUUCAUGGUCGACGACGCUCUAACGGAGACUGCUGAUCCAAAAUCCAAACUCGUGGGACGAGCUCAAGGCCUUUACGGUGCUUCAUGUAAAGAAGAGGUAGGUUUGAUAAUGGCCAUGAGCUUCUGUUUCGAGGACGGUCCAUACAAGGACAGUACCAUAAGCAUGAUCGGGAAGAACUCCGUGAUGAACCCAAUCCGAGAAAUGCCGAUUGUUGGCGGCACGGGAAUGUUUCGAAUGGCUCGUGGCUACGCUAUUGCUAAGACCAAUUGGUUCGAUCCCAAGACCGGUGAUGCCAUCGUUGGCUAUAACGUUACCGUUGUGCACUAGAAAUUAAGGCUUUGUUUCACU
Messenger RNA from Arabidopsis arenosa, 645 nucleotides. The record is from the annotation of a GenBank genome assembly. NCBI's taxonomy places the organism in Eukaryota, Viridiplantae, Streptophyta, Magnoliopsida, Brassicales, Brassicaceae.